Messenger RNA from Musa acuminata AAA Group (dessert banana), 593 nucleotides. RefSeq lists its product as uncharacterized. Gene Ontology annotation, cellular component: nucleolus. The transcript is spliced from 3 exons. The record is from RefSeq and is a predicted model, not a curated record. Lineage: Eukaryota; Viridiplantae; Streptophyta; Magnoliopsida; Zingiberales; Musaceae. Gene Ontology annotation, molecular function: rRNA binding. Bases 16 to 360 code for a protein of 114 amino acids.
CAUGGUUCGCACUUUAUGUGCCGCCCUGUUUGGCUGGAAACCAAUUUGCUCGAGGGAAAGAGGGCGAAGCGGCGGCGGAGGAUGUCGGGCGAAGAAGAAGAUGACUUCGAUGAGGGAGUGGUGGUGGGGCAACUGUCUACGGUCAUGGUGCCAAAGCAUAUCAAGAAGAGGGCUCUCAGAAACAAAGCUCUCACCGUCGGUUUCAACGACAAAGAACUCAGGGACUUUGUUACUGGGUUCCAUAAAAGAAAGAAGAAAAGGAGAAAAGAAGCUCAGAGGCAGUUGCAAGAAAAGGAUAGAUUGAAGCGGAUUGAGGCUCGUAAGAAGGUUUCUGCAUUUCUGGUUCCUUUUCAUGACUAGGAGAGGCAUCUUCUUUCACCUUCUUUGUUUGUAGGUCCCCAUGAUCUCGUAGGGAAGCAUCUGACUCAUCUACAUGAGGACUAUCCUCAUCUUCAUCACUAGAAGAAUCAGAAUCCCUGAAUUUAAUUAUUUUAUUCAAUGGUUUACUAGGAACAGCACCACAUUUAACAACUGACUUUUUCCCAUGCACUAGCUCUUCAUAGUACUGCACAUCAAACGAACCAGAGAUACCA